Messenger RNA from Rhinichthys klamathensis goyatoka, 1124 nucleotides. RefSeq names its product gastrula zinc finger protein XlCGF8.2DB-like. The transcript has 2 exons. Bases 58 to 1023 code for a protein of 321 amino acids. The record is from RefSeq and is a predicted model, not a curated record. NCBI's taxonomy places the organism in Eukaryota, Metazoa, Chordata, Actinopteri, Cypriniformes, Leuciscidae.
CAAACACAGAAAAAACUCCUGGUGAAGCGACUGAGAUCCAGUGACACUAUUAUAAAGAUGGCGUUUAUUAAAGUGAAAAGUGAGGACAUGGAGAUUGAAGAAACAUUCAGAGUGAAAGAAGAAGAAACUCAGGAACAAACAGACCUGAUGCCGCUGAAAGAGGAGAUUCAAGAACUUGAUGAUGGAAAGGAAGAGACACUUGAUGUCAUAACUGUGGAAAACGUUCUUGACUGCUGGCAGACUGAAAAGACUCGCUCACAAGAAACCGCUGAAAAGACGGGGAGUAAACGUUAUUUCAUCUGCUUUCAGUGUGGAAAGAGUUUCAGCCAACACGAAAACCUUGAAGCUCACAUGAAGAUUCACAGUGGAGAGAGCGCUUACCCCUGCCAAGAGUGUGGAAAAGGUUUCUCUGGAAAGGGAAGCCUCAAAGUCCACAUGAGAAGUCACACUGGUGAGAAACCUUUCAUCUGCCCUCAGUGUGGAAGGAGUUUUGCACACCAGGCAACGCUUAAUGACCACAAACGAAUUCACACUGGAGAAAUGCCUUUCACAUGUGAUCGGUGUGGAAAGAGUUUCAGACGUAAAAUAACCCUUAAUUCCCACAUGAGGACUCACUCGAGAGAAAACUGCUUUAAAUGUCUUCAAUGCGAAGAGAGUUUCACAGACAGCAAUCACCUGAAGAGCCAUGUAAUGACUCACAUUGGAGAGAAGCCUUUCAUGUGCGAUCACUGUGGAAGGACUUGCUCAAGCAAAUCAAACCUUGAUGUUCACGUGAGACUUCACACUGGAGAGAAGCCUUUCACCUGCCCUCAGUGUGGAAAAGGUUUCAAUGAAAAAGGGACCCUUAAAAUCCACCUAAGAGUUCACACCGGAGAGAAACCGUUCAUAUGUUUUCAGUGUGAGAUGAGUUUCACAUAUCGAAGAGACCUGAAGCGUCAUUUGCGAGGUCAUCCUGGAAACAGCAGUGUUAUGGUUGGUCUACCGAUUCCAGAACGUGUCCGAAACAAAACGCCCCUAAUCUGAAUCUCGGCUCUGGAGGCUUCCUAAAGCUCAGCAAAGCUUGUACACAUUGUAAUGACAGUAACGAUGUCAAUUUAAAUGCGUGCUUGAUGAGAAAACAUUGA